This is a messenger RNA of Nerophis lumbriciformis (worm pipefish), 1855 nucleotides long. It is a transcript of the gene efcab10, whose product is annotated as EF-hand calcium binding domain 10. The record is from RefSeq and is a predicted model, not a curated record. Lineage: Eukaryota; Metazoa; Chordata; Actinopteri; Syngnathiformes; Syngnathidae.
UACGCAAACAAAAGAAGACAAGAUGGCGACGGAGCGAGAGAAAGAGGCCGCUGCUUAUUUGGAGAAACACAAAGUCUUCGAUCUCAUGAAAAACUUGACAAGCAUGCUCUUCUUUUACAGACCCGAGGACCCCAAAGAGUUUCUCAUUGAGAAACUGGAACAGCUCAAAGAAUCCCGAGACAGUGCCGGUGCAAAAGCGCCAAGUCUGCUCAGCCAUGCUAACCUGGUCGCAGCCUUUGGGAUCGUGGACCCGGCUAAUGACAAACAUGUCACUUUUGCACAAUACAAGCAGGCGCUCAUCUCCUUGGGCAUGAAAGACAUCAAUGAGUGUCCCGAAGGCGCAGACGAAGACAAAAUAUCCUACGAUACUUUUAUCGACGAAGGGAUGCAGAGCCUGGAGAGAUGCUCAGCAACGUAUGAACCACGUUAAACGAUUCAGUGCACUGUUUCUUGACCUGCGAGCGCCCCCUAGAGGCCCACCAAAAAAUAUCUGUUUCCAAGCUGUGGUCUGCCCAGGCCGUAGCGGCGCUCGAUUGUAAUACACUUUUCCACCACUCGGGGCAGUAAUGAAAAUACCAAGACAACAAAAGAAGUCUGGAGCUAAAAUUAAGCGCAAAAAUUAUGACUUAAGUGGUGAAGCUGUGUUUUAUUCGCUUUGUUUAGUUAAAACAUAUUCAUUAUUAAUUUAGUUUAUUUAGUUUAUUUUUUGUCAAUUAUUAUUAUUUAGAAUCUCUUGCAGUAUUUUUCUAAUCAGCCUGACCAAAGUCUAAAGUUUUUGUGUUAAAUAGAUAUUACUCUUUGUGAUCAACACACAUUUCAUAUCAUCUGACAAGGUAAGUUAGAUAUAAUUAAAAUCAAGAGUAAGAUUAUUAAAUCAGUGUCAAUAUUUGAAUGGGCCCCUCUAGUGGAAAAGUUGGGCCCGAUGUCAACGUUAAACGAUUCAGUGCACUGUUUCUUCACCGUCAGCUCCCCCUGGAGGCCCACCAAAAAAUAUGUUUCUAGGCCGUAGCUGCGCUCAAUUGUUUUGCACUUUUCCACCACAUGUGGCAGUAAUGACAAUACCAAACAAACAAAAGAAGUCUGGAGCUAAAAUUAAGCGCAAAAAUGAUGACUUAAGUGGUGAAGCUGUGUUUUAUUCGCUUUGUUUAGUUAAAAUAUAUUCAUUAUUAAUCUAGUUUAUUUAUUUUAUUUUUUGUCAGUUAUUAUUAUUUUCAAUCCCUUGCAGUAUAUUUGUUUCAUACUUAUUUUUCUAAUCAGACUGAUCAAAUCCUAAAGUUUUUGUGUUUAAUAGAUAAUACUCUUUGUGAUCAAUGCACAUUGCAUAUCAUCUGACAAGGUUGUAAACUGCAAGUAAGUUAGAUAUAAUUAAAUACUAGAGUAAGAUUGUUAAAUCAGUGUCCCCUCUGUAGUGGAAAAGUUGGGCCCCGAUGUCAAAAACCCUGAUUUAGUGCACAGUGAAGUGUUUCUAUGCAUGUGCAUGUUCCCAAAGUAUACAUUUUAAUAUGUGCUGUGCAUUGUAAAUAAAUAUUAGUACAUUUUUGUUGUGUAGAAAAGUAUGUAAACAAGUGUAUUUUGUGUGUAUUUACAAUCCGCAUAUUUUUUGUUGUGUUAGUUCUUGUGUGCAGUUCUUAUAGUAUUUUUCAUUGUAAUAAAAUCUGUGAGUUUUACCUAUUUACGUACUGCUAUUUACUACAUUGAAUGUAUUUGUUUUUAUGUAUAGUUUUUACCUUUUUGUGAUUAUUUACAGCAGACGUGUCCACGUGCAGCAAGUAACUACAUUUUUAAUGGCCUUUGGCACAUUUUAAAAAUACUAUUACACAAAAACAACAUUAAAAACAGUGAAAUUGAACCGCAA